AUGUCCAAACCUGUUAAAACCAUGAAGCAAGAAACCCCUGAAAGAAAAGUGGUAGAUAAAGUCCCAAUAAACUCAGAUAUAACCAUGAAGGAUGAAGAUGACCUCUGCCAAGCAUUUUCUGAGAUACUUAAUAAUGUGGAAGAUAUUGAUGCUGAAGACUCUUACAAUCCACAGAUGUGCAGCGACUAUGUAAAAGACAUCUAUGCCUACCUAAAGGAGUUAGAGGUCCAGCAGUCUGUUCGUCCAAAUUUUCUGGAAGGAAUGCAAGUGACUGAUCGUAUGAGAGCCAUCCUUAUAGACUGGUUAAUGCAAGUUCACUCCAAAUUCCAACUACUCCAAGAGACACUCUACAUGGCUGUUGCAAUUAUGGACCGCUUCCUACAAGUUUAUCCUGUCCAACGGAAUAGGCUCCAACUGGUGGGAGUUUCAUCACUCUUUCUGGCAUCAAAAUAUGAAGAAAUGUAUUAUCCAGAGAUUGCAGACUUUGUGUAUAUAACCGAUAAAACCUAUUCCAAAGCUGAGAUUCGAGAAAUGGAGAGAACGAUACUUGAUAAGUUGAGUUUUGACCUGGGAAGACCAUUACCACUUCACUUUCUUCGAAGAGCCUCAAGGUGUUGCCAUGCAGAGGCAGAGCACCACACUCUUGCAAAAUACCUUAUGGAACUUACCUUGAUGGACUAUGAGAUGGUUCACUAUAGGCCUUCCAUUGUAGCAGCAGCGUCCCUGUGCUUGACACAAAAAGUCCUUAAUUGGGGAACUUGGGAUGCCACAGUCCAGCAUUUCACUGGCUACACUGAAGACAAUCUUCUGCCAGUCAUGCAGCAUAUAGCAAAGAAUGUAGUCAAGGUCAACAACAACAUGACAAAAUUUGCUUAUGUUAAGAACAAAUAUUCAAGCCGAAAACUACACUGGAUCAGCACCAUCUCUCAGCUGAACUCUGAAGUCGUAUUACGUCUCGCUGCCCCUCUUCUGUCUGCUGUGCAGUAG
This is a messenger RNA of Bufo gargarizans (Asiatic toad), 987 nucleotides long. Its product is annotated as G2/mitotic-specific cyclin-B2-like. Gene Ontology annotation, biological process: regulation of cyclin-dependent protein serine/threonine kinase activity; mitotic cell cycle phase transition. Gene Ontology annotation, cellular component: cytoplasm; cyclin-dependent protein kinase holoenzyme complex; nucleus. The transcript has 7 exons. Bases 1 to 987 code for a protein of 328 amino acids. Gene Ontology annotation, molecular function: cyclin-dependent protein serine/threonine kinase regulator activity. Lineage: Eukaryota; Metazoa; Chordata; Amphibia; Anura; Bufonidae. The record is from RefSeq and is a predicted model, not a curated record.